This is a messenger RNA of Elaeis guineensis (African oil palm), 1499 nucleotides long. Lineage: Eukaryota; Viridiplantae; Streptophyta; Magnoliopsida; Arecales; Arecaceae. The record is from RefSeq and is a predicted model, not a curated record.
AUUUAAUGUAGAUGGUUGGAAAACUGGACCAAAUGCAGUCCAUGUGUCAAAGUCGGCAGCCUCUCUUUGCCAUUUUAGGGCUUACCAAGGAAAAGGCCAUGAAAUAGAGACUGGAGGCUAUCCCUUGAUCUCUACAAUGCCAAAGAGAAUUCGAUCCGAAGAGAUUAGAAGAGGAGGAGGAAAUAGAGAAAGAGAGAGGGAAUUGCAUGUUGUGUCCAAACCUACUGAAGUUGAUGAAGAUCAGUUAUUCUUUAUUAAUCCCUAUGACUAUAGACAUAGGCAAUUCACCUUUCUAACCAAUUUCUUUGUGCUAGCAAUUACCUUUUCAUUGGAUAGGGUUAAGGGUUGGAAGCUGAUAAACAUCCAAGCACAUCGACAUAAGGAUCAUGGUCUCCGGAUCGUUGGAAUAUUAGCUUGGUAAGGAGCACACCAGUCUAAAUGGAAUCAAGAUCUACACAACCAAAGAGAUCAAGAACCCGGGUUUCUAGAGGAGGGGCGAGUUUCAUAUAUUCUUCAAGUGCUAUAAGCAAGUCAGAUGUUUCUAAAAUAAUUGACCAAGUCAAGUACAAGAUAGAAUCAAGUUUAAAGUUUUAUAUGACCACAGAACAGAUAAUGCAGAGACUUGAGAGAGAAGGAAUACCGCGUUGGCUUACACUUGAGGUAUGGAAGGCGCUUAGGGAGCAAAAUUCUGAUUUUUUUGUCGCAUAUGGUGUAAGACUAAAGUUAAUCGAACAGAUCACCAAAUUUAAUGAGUUGCUUGAGCACCAACAAAAAUUAAUGAUGGCAAAUGCUGCACAACCUUCAUUUCCAAUUGCUCCAGAUCAUCAUGCCAUCCACCCUAUGUCAAAUAUGUUUGAGGAUGCUGCUAAUCAUUUUGAUGUAGGGUUUUUCCUCCCACAGAAGAACUCAAUGCCUUUUGCUGAGCACCCUAAUUUGGAACCAAUUGGAAGUGGAUUAUCUAGUAGCUAUAAUGGAUUUUAUGGAAUCCCAGCAACGAACAAUGUUUACCACAAUAUAAUGAAUUACCUAAAUGGCGCCGCUCAGGCAACCAUUUUAGAUAUGGCCCCAGUUCAUGUACAUGUUCCCAAUAUUACCAUGGAUGCUGCUCCAAUGACAUCUACUGGGAGCUUUCCUGCAAAUCCAUCUGGUGUGCCAACCAUCCAUGCAUCAAGAAACCAAGCAGCCAUGCAUAAUCAAGCAUAUGCUCAUGAAUUGCACCCAAGAACAGUUGGUGGGCCUGAGAAUUCUAUGGCAACGGAUAUGUCAUUUGGCGAGCUCCCUGAAAAUUUAACUAUUACAGACCUGCAAGGACUCAUUGAUGAUUAGAAUUUCUAUCUUUGAGAAAGGAGCUUAUUACCAUAUAGUACGCAAACUAUAGUUUGACCUUUCCAAUCCCAAAUAAGAUGCUUUGUGUCUAUAAGUUCCUAAAAUAUUUCAGCUUGGAAGAACCAAUGGCUAGAUCAACAAUAUUGUAUCAUAACUUAAAAAUUUCUAGUCUU